Messenger RNA from Diachasma alloeum, 2546 nucleotides. RefSeq lists its product as uncharacterized. The transcript is spliced from 3 exons. Bases 27 to 2021 code for a protein of 664 amino acids. The record is from RefSeq and is a predicted model, not a curated record. NCBI's taxonomy places the organism in Eukaryota, Metazoa, Arthropoda, Insecta, Hymenoptera, Braconidae.
UUUUAAAGAAUGGCCCUGUGCGUAGGAUGACGUGUGCUAAAGCACAAGUGAGGGAAAUUGACUUCAAGUGUAUGUUGAAUGAUUUGUUUGACAUUGCGUGUCAGUCAAAAGUGGAUGCAAUGAAAAAUGGAACUGCAAAAAUGCUGUUGGCUCUACACCGAGAACCGGGGAGAAAGGGUUAUUUGGACCAAAUCAUCGAUACAACAGAUUGGAUUCCUCCGCUUAAACACGGAUAUGAAAAAUCGCAGCCUCAAGAAGAAGUGAAACCGAACAGAAUUCUCGCCAAUUGUAGUAAUUAUCAGUGGGAUGAAGAGGAAGAUCUUGACGAACUAUCGAAGCAGUUUGAAGAUGACGAGCAAGAUGACAGCGAUUUUGAGUGUAAUGCAGAUCCCCCCAAACCAAAAAAACGCCUGAUUAUGACUCCAGACCUUACGGCCGCUUUGGAUCGAGCUAAAAUCAGCGAUCGUAUGGCGGCACGUGUGAUCGCUGCUCUUCUCAUAUCGGUUGGUUUUACUGUGGACGAUUUCUAUUUGAGCCGAGAAACAAUCCGCCGUAACAGGGGUAAACAACGUAAGGCUCUGAGUAAUACUAUCAAAGAUAACUCAAAAAACGGAUCUUUCACUACGGUUCAUUGGGACGGCAAGCAAUUAGCAGCACUGGGGAACAAAUACGAGAAGAUCGAACGACUCCCUGUUCUUAUAUCAGGCAUUGACGGAGAUGAAUUACUCGGGGUUCCAAAGCUCGAGAGUGGAACUGGUGAAGAGCAGGCAAAUGCCAUUUUCAAGUGUUUGGACGAAAGGGGAUUUCUUGAUGUUAUAUGUGCCAUGGUUUUCGAUACCACGGCUAGCAAUACUGGCAGUUCAAAUGGUGCAUGUGUCCUACUGGAGAAAUUAUUGGGAAGAAGUCUAUUAUAUCUUGCUUGUCGGCAUCACGUGUUUGAGCUUCUGCUGAAAGCUGCCUUUGAUGUCUCUAUGGGCCCUACCUCUGGUCCAGAUAUUUGUAUUUUCAAACGAUUUCAAGGACAGUGGCAGUACUUGGAGAAGGGAAAAUUUUCGCCAGGAGUUCAAGAUGAAGAAAUUCAAGCCGCAGUCAAGGAUGAUGCGAAAGAUGCCCUCACAUUUGCGUAUUCGCAGCUGAAGAUUGCGAGCAUUCGAAAAGACUACCAAGAGUUUGUAGAGCUGGUGAUCAUGUUCCUAGGCGGGAAUCUUCCAGAUGGCAAUCGGUUUCGAGCUCUAGGCCCCAUUCAUCAUGCUAGGUGGAUGGCGAAAGCAAUUUACUCACUUAAAAUUUUUUUGUAUAGAGAUCAAUUUUCCAUGAAAGCGUAUGAAAUAUCAGGUUUGAAGAGUAUUUGUAUUUUUAUUGUUCGUUUCUACCAGAAGAGUUGGUUCACAGCCCCAAAUGCAGUUGAAGCACCGAAAAAUGACCUAGAAUUAUUGAAAAAAUUGGCAGCUGAAAACAACUCUGCAUCUCCAAAAAUGUACAACGCUGUGUUUGGAAAAUUUGUGAACCAUCUCUGGUAUUUAUCAGAAGAAUUGAUCGCUUUCGCCUUUUUUGAUGACUCUUUGGAUUUAGACUGUAAGAGAAGAAUGUGUGAAGCGAUCAAAUCUCGACCUGCCCUUAAAAACGAUAGAAAAAAGCGAAAAUCAGACAUGAAGGAUCAAAACUUCAUCCAAGAGUCAAGUUUAGAUCAAUUCGUAACACAGAACACCAUUCAGUUCUUCAAAAUUUUAAAUAUUGAAUCUAAUUUCUUGGAUAUCGAUCCGAUAAUGUGGGGAGAAAGCGAAGAAUAUGUUAAAGCUUCAAAAAUUGUGAAAUCACUUCUCGUGACGAAUGAUCUAGCCGAAAGAAGUGUGGCUCUGAUCACUGAAUAUAAUGGUUUGCUCACGAAGAAUGAAGAAAGUACACAAGAUGUGAUGCUCAUAGUGAAGAAAUUGAGGAAGUUGACACCGGAUUGCACGAGGGAAACCUUAAAGUUUUCAUUAGAAAAUUAUUUAACCAAGCGGGAGGCAGCAAAUAUGUGACAGCGCGCAUGUCACUGAGUGAUGUCUUAAUGUUUCUUUUGCCAUCAAUAUAUUGAUGGCGAGCUUCCAAAUGGUUUCAUCAGAAUGGAGUUUUUUCUUCCUCGCAUAUCCUUUUCCAUUUCAAAUCGUCCUAAUUUAACAAUAAAUGACUAUAUAAAGAUUUGUGAAUACUCAAAAAAAAAAAUUUAGGUGAAUUACUUUAUCUCAUUAGCUAUUAAAAGAUCGAACCAAAAUUUGGAGAAAAAUGUAACUUAACCAUACCGAAAUUUAACUUUCAACUUCAACUUUCACGUAUAUUGUAGCGCUUAACAAGCGAGGUUCAUUCAAGAAAAAAACCAUCUGGUGCAGCCUAUCUGCAAUGCGAAAUAGUAUAUUAUGCUGUAUUGUAUUAUAUGAUAUUAUUAUAUUAUGUAUUAUAUAUUAGUAAUAAGAGGAAACUCCAUGCUUAAUACCGAAAAAUGGAAAUAUCUCGGGAACUGUAUGAACGGGUAUGCAUAUUUGAAUCAAUUGAUAUAGAAAACGUCG